Messenger RNA from Frankliniella occidentalis (western flower thrips), 2034 nucleotides. RefSeq lists its product as uncharacterized. Gene Ontology annotation, molecular function: DNA binding. Gene Ontology annotation, cellular component: nucleus. Lineage: Eukaryota; Metazoa; Arthropoda; Insecta; Thysanoptera; Thripidae. The transcript is spliced from 2 exons. The record is from RefSeq and is a predicted model, not a curated record. Bases 1 to 2034 code for a protein of 677 amino acids.
AUGCCCCGUAGCAAGCCGAGGAAAUCUGUUAAAGGAACAUUUUCCCCAGAAGCAAUGAAAGCUGCCCUAAGACAGGUACGAGAAGGAAAAUGUGUCAGAACUGCAGCCACUCUAAAUAAAGUAAGCCACAUGACUUUGAAGCGGUACGUGAAGCUGAAUAAAAAUGUGGAGAACUUGGAUUUUGCAGUAGUCUCUCCCAACUAUUCAACGCGUCAAAUUUUCACCAAAGACAUGGAGGACUCUCUGAAGGGAUAUAUAAUUGAGUGCAGCCAAAUGGGAUACGGACUCACAGCACCUGAAAUUAAAAGGUUUGCAGUUCAGUUUACAGAGGUUAACAAAGUCCCUAACAUUCCGGACUCAUGGAAAGAGAAUCAAGCGGCUGGACAAGAUUGGUUUCGAGGGUUUAUGUCAAGGCAUCCUGACCUAUCUGCUAGAAAGCCUGAACAGUGCAGCAUUGCACGUGCCAUGGCGUUUAACAAAGUAAACAUUAGCAAUUAUUUUGACAAGCUGGAAUUAGUCCUCAAACGCCACCCUAACUUUGCCAAUGGAAGUAGAGUUUAUAAUUUGGACGAGACUGGUUCUACUACUGUGGGUGAUAUGAAGAAAGCCAAAGUCAUUACUGAGAAGGGUGUGAAGCAAGUUCAUCAGAUAAAAAGUGCUGAGCGUGGGACACUAGUGACCACAUGUUGUAUAAUUUGUGGUAACGGGACUAUGGUGCCUCUAGUUAUGAUAUUCCCUCGUGCUAAGUUUACAAACAACAUGCUUAUCAAUGGUUACCCUGGUACUCUAGGCUUAGCAACGAAGAAUGGUUGGAUGAUCACUGAAAAGUUUUUGCAAGUAAUUCAGCACUUUGUUGCAAAAACCAACAGCUCCCCAGAGAACCCUACCCUGCUCAUACUUGACAAUGUAGCAUCACAUCUUAGUAUUGAAGCAAUUAAUUUGUGUCGAGCAAGUGGAGUUACCCUAUUUACUCUACCUCCUCAUACUACGCACAAAACCCAGCCUCUAGAUGGACCCUAUCAAGCAGCUUACAGCAGGGCAUAUAAUAGUUGGACACUUGCUCAUCCAGCCCAGGUCUGUACCAUCUAUGAUGUUGCUGGACUAGUGAAUGAAGCUCUUUGUAAAGUAGCCACACCAACAAACAUAUUUUCAGCAUUUAGAGCCACCGGUAUAUACCCUUUCAACAGAGAUAUAUUUUCUGAUCUGGAAUUUGUUCCAAGCAGUGUUACAGAAAAUCCUGCUCCUACUGCUACAGUCAAUGAAGAAGAGCAAAAUGAUAGUGAGGAGGUUGAUAACCCAGGAGGUGAAGCUGAAGUAGAAAAUUCCCAACUAGUCACCCCUAGAAAAGUAAGACCAUUACCUAAAGCAAAGCCCAAAGAAACUACGAGGAAACCAAGAGAAAAGGGUAGAUGUAGGGUUGCCACAGACACCCCAGAAAAAAGGGAGAUUGAAGCAAAGGCUGCAGAAAAAAGACAGAAAGAGGCUGAGAAAGAUAAAAAGAAGAGAGAAAGAACCCAGAAGAAUUUAGAGAAAGUUAUAGAGGGGCAUAGCAAAACAAACAAGAAGAAAACAGCUAAGAAACAAACCAAAACUGCAAGGAAAAAGAAAGCUCCCACUCCCCCAUCUACAGAAUCAGAAUCAGACCUACUAGAAGAGGAAAGUGAAGAGGAAAUGUGGGAGGGAGAUGAGAAUUAUGAAGAUGAUGAAAGUGAAGAUAGAGAAUUGUUUAAACCUUUAGAAAAAUCUCCAGAAGAAGGUGACCACAUAAUUGUUGUCUUCCGUGGUAAAGAGGAUAAAUAUUAUGUGGGCAAAGUCUUGAAAGAGAAGGAUGAGGACGGGGAUUUGGAAGUCUCAUAUUAUCGCCAAUGUACCAAAAGGGUCUACAGCUUUGUUCUUCCAAAUAUUCCUGACCUUAAAAGUGUCCAUAUAAAUGACAUUGUAGCUAUACUGCCUCAGCCACAUGUUGGUGGCACAACGCGCCAAAGAAACAUAAUUUCUUUUCCUUUUGACUUCACUAGAAUUCGCUUAGGCUAG